Messenger RNA from Hirundo rustica (Barn swallow), 6366 nucleotides. RefSeq names its product splicing regulatory glutamic acid and lysine rich protein 1 (gene SREK1). Gene Ontology annotation, cellular component: nucleoplasm. Bases 45 to 2072 code for a protein of 675 amino acids. Gene Ontology annotation, molecular function: RNA binding. NCBI's taxonomy places the organism in Eukaryota, Metazoa, Chordata, Aves, Passeriformes, Hirundinidae. The record is from RefSeq and is a predicted model, not a curated record. The transcript has 12 exons.
CCCGCGCCCCCGUGUGCGCGCGGUAAGGCUCGGCAGGCGCCGCCAUGAUGAACAGCGGCGGGAUCGGGGUCCCGUUGGGCUUCCCCCUGGGCCCCACGUCCGUCAUCCAGAUCACCAACCUCUCCUCGGCCGUGACCAGCGAGCAGAUGCGGACGCUCUUCGGCUUCCUGGGAGAUAUCGAGGAGCUCCGUCUUUAUCCCCCGGACAAUGCACCUCUUGCUUUUUCCUCCAAAGUAUGUUAUAUUAAGUUUCGUGAAGCAUCGAGUGUUGGUGUGGCCCAGCAUCUAACUAACACGGUUUUUAUUGACAGAGCUUUGAUAGUUGUGCCCUGCGCAGAAGGUAAAAUCCCAGAUGAAGCCAAAGCCCUCUCUCUAUUGGCACCUGCUCCUACUAUGACAAGUCUGAUGCCUGGUGCAGGGUUGCUUCCUAUACCUACACCAACCCCCUUGACUACACUUGGUGUUUCACUUGGUACUUUAGGGGCUAUACCAGCAGCAGCAUUGGAUCCUAACAUUACAGCACUGGGAGAAAUACCACAACCACCGAUUAUGGGAAAUGUGGAUCCAUCCAAAAUUGAUGAAAUCAGGCGAACAGUCUAUGUUGGAAACUUGAAUUCCCAGACUACAACAGCAGAUCAGCUGCUCGAAUUCUUUAAGCAAGUUGGAGAAGUGAAAUUUGUGCGAAUGGCAGGUGAUGAGACGCAACCAACACGAUUUGCUUUUGUGGAAUUUGCAGACCAAAAUUCUGUACCUCGAGCUCUUGCCUUUAAUGGAGUUAUGUUUGGGGAUCGGCCACUGAAAAUAAAUCACUCCAAUAAUGCAAUAGUGAAGCCUCCUGAAAUGACACCACAAGCUGCUGCCAAGGAGCUUGAAGAAGUGAUGAAGAGAGUAAGGGAAGCUCAGUCUUUUAUAUCUGCUGCUAUUGAGCCAGAGUCUGGAAAGGGCAGUGAAAGAAAAGGCGGUCGAUCUCGUUCCCAUUCUCGUUCAGAAUCCAGGUCUAGCUCAAAAUCCCGAUCUAGAAGGAAAAGGUCACACUCAAAACACAGAAGUAGAUCUGGCAACAGAUCUCUCUCAAGACACAAGGACAGACGCAGAUCCAGAAGUCCCCUGAAAAAACGGUCUAGAUCUACAGAAAGACGGAAAUCAAGAAGUCGCUCUCGUUCUCGGGACAAGAAAAGAGACAAAGAAAAGAUCAAGGAAAAAGAAAAGGCCAAAGAAAAAGAGAAAGACAGAGACCGAGACAAGGAUAAGGAUAGGGAUCGAGACAAAGACAGGGAAAGAGAGCGAGAUAAAGAGAGAAAUAGGGAGAAGGACAAGGAGAGAGAUAAAGAGCGAAGCAAAGAUAGAGAGCGAGCCCGAGACAAAGACAGGGACAGAGACAAGGAUAAAGAUAGGGACAAGGAAAAGGAAAAAGAUAAAGAAAAAGACAAGGAAGAGGUAGAUCAGAACAAAGAAAAAGAAGAUACUGAGAAAGAAGGAGAGAAAGACAGAGAGAAGAUUAAGGACAAGGAGGUAGAUAAGGACAAAGGAGGGGACAAAGAAAAGGACAGAGACAAAGAAAAGGAAAAAGAUGGGGAGAAGGAGAAGGAGCGAGAAAAGGAGAGAGAUGAUAAAAAGAAGAAAGAUAAGAGAUCCAGAACACCCCCAAGAAGCUAUAGUUCUUCAAGAAGAUCUCGUAGCUCCAGCAGAGAAAGGCGUAAAAGGAAGAGCAGAAGUCCCUCCAAAUCUCCUAAGACAUCAAAAACAGCAAAAAGAAAAUCUUCACGAACUCCUUCUCCAAGAAGAAACAAGAAAGAAAAAAAAAGAGAAAGAGAUACAAAUAAUGAAAGAAGAGAAAGAGAACGCUCUACUUCCAAGAAAAAAAGUAGUAAAGAAAAAGAAGGAAAGGAGAAAUCUGACAAAAGCAGCACUACUUGGAAGGACAAGGAUAACAAUAAAGAAGAUCAGAAUUCAGAAACUGACAAGGAAGUAGACAAUAGAGAUGCACAAAGAACAGAUGAAGUCAAGCUGCAACAGAAUGGGAACUGUCAACCAAAUGAAGAAAACCUCUCAAUUAAAAUGGAAGAGGUUUAGAGCAAAGAAUGGACUUCUAAUUCAACUAAGGAAUGAAAUCCAAAGCAUUUUAUUUCCCAGAAUGAGGAAGAAAAUGUCAAAGCAAUCAACCUGAACAUGUUGAUAGUAUUAGUAGCUCCUCCAAUUCUUGUGAUAGCUUUGUUGUCCUCUUGCUGUAAAGCAAGAGAGCACAAACCAGUAGUUAAUACCAUGAAAAAGCAGAUGCCAUCAGAACUAUUCAUCUCUGAAAAUCCAUGCAUUUCCAUGAUGGCUGUACUUAUAAAAUGAUUUAUGUUAAGUUUUGCUAUAAGCUGUUACAAAUAACUAGAAACUGAAAGAUGUAAACCUGUACUUCCCCAAAAAAGCUGAAGAUAUGCAUUGAAGGUUGUUUAAAAUACUGCGUGUUGAUGAGUUUUUGUAUUGUUUUGCCCUGUAGGUUAAAAAAUCCACAAAACCUUUAAUGUGUGCUGUUUGAUGUGCUUGAAAAUGGUGCAUAAAAUAUACACACUUUCUUUCCUUGUAAAUGACAACUGUAGGGAAAGGGGGUAUAAGCAUAAACACGGUUUAACUGUUUUUAUGUUAAAUACUCACAGAUUAGUGUGUUUUUCAUUCGUUCACUGCUUGAGAUUCUUAGGGUUUAUUAUUUAAAAUAAUUUCUUACUAAUAUCCCUGAAAUUAAUAUUUCUUUUAAAGUAUUUGAAAGUGCAUGCGCUUUUUUUGUUCCUAAAAGGAACAUUGCCAUGUUAUAGAUAUGAGGUUAGCUAAUAGGGUUAUUUUGGAGUUGUUUUGUUGUUUUCUUUGUCUUUAGAGAAGUGAGCACAUCUAUAUGAUGAUACCAGAACUUACAGCUUUGUUUUGCAAUGUACUGCAGUGUGUCUGUUCAGCUGAAAAUAGUACAGGUGCCAUUAAGAAAAUAAUUUUUUUCCUUUUUGUUUGAAAAAUAUAGGAGCACAAGCAGAAGCUUUAGUGCCUUCUUAAAAUGUGGUAUUUUCUAGAAAUGUAUAUGUGCUGUUACACAUUUUCAGCUAAAUCUUAUAUGAUCUCUCUUGCUACUUUGCCACUACCAUACUGUAGACAAAAAUGCAAGUGACUUGCCAGAAUGGUUGUUUGAUUCACUUGUUAAAAUAGUGAAGCUCCAUUUUACUUUUAUUUUUUAUUCUUAGAAGAGAUUUAUAAAUAAGAAAAAAUGUCAUUGGGGACCACCACUGUACAAAAGUAGUAGGUGAAUACAAAGUAUGCUCUGAUCACCUGCAUCAGAGAAAGCCCUUAAGACAUUUAAUAUACAUUUGGAUGGCCUUAAUUGUUACCUCUCUGUUAUUUUAUCUGAUACCUGUUGGGCGAUGUUAAAGGAACGGCAUGCAAAGAAAUGGGGGAUAAAUAAUUUUAGGAAGGAGGUUCUAAUUUACACAAGGCUUACAUAGUAGAGAUUCUUUUUUCAUUUUUUUUGUGGAGAAAGCAUGCAAGAAGAGAAUGACAAAAAAUGUGUUUGUCAUGGCAAAAUACGGCUUUUGUUCUCUGAAGUAAUUUAAUUGGUUACAUGAGACUUCUGAUUUAAGACAUAAUUAUACCUAAAAUAGCAUUGAUUAUUUUUAUUACAACUUAAUGCAAUCAUUACUUAAUUGCCUUACCUCAUGGGAAGUGUUAUUUCUUUCAGUUAAAAUAAAAAGCUACGUGUAUUGGCUAUUUGCUUUCUACUUGUUUCACUUUUCCUUUGCAUAGUUAAUUUUUUCAGUGGAAAGGAAGCAUAUUACAGGGGAUGAAAACUUUGCCCAACUCCUAAGGUAAUGAAAUCCAGUUUGAUUGUGAAGCUGCUUAUCAUUACUCAUUUUCUAUAAGAUUCAAGGUUCUUGCCACUGUGUACAUUUAAGACGACAGAAAAUGCUUUACCAUGUAAAGUAUAGAACAGCCAUUUUUGUGAUGUUUAAGCCACAUGCUGUUGGCUGGUAAACAGCUAAUUCUGAUAAAAGAAUAACACAUCUGUAUGCUUAUGGGAAGACUGUGAAAGAUUGUGUCUUGCAACAACAGCUGUCUUAUUUAUGAUGUGUAAGUAGCAUAGAGCAAAGAGAUUGUUUGUAUACUUGUUAUCUUUGGUACCAUUUCACUAAUAAAAUAAGUAUUUUAGAGGGACAUUUCUGCUGGUACAUACUUAUUAAAGGAAUAUUUUUAGACCAUAUGGUCUUAUUCAUAGAGCUUCUUUCAUUUGAAAUACGGAUAUUAGUGAAAACAUACAUGUAUUUGUUUUCUUUGAAAAGCUAAAUAUCUGGAAGAACUAGAAUUCUUUCAGUGUAUUAUGUUUUAGCUGGUAUUUGGUAUAUGUUUGGUUUCUUGAGUUUUGUUAUCCUCAAACAGCAUAGCUCUGUGAUGUAUCAGUUAUAAAAUAUGGCGGGGGGGGGGGUUGUUUGGUUGGUUUUGUUGAUUGUUGUUUUGUUAAGGGAAAAAACCAACCAAAGCAAACAGCAACCAAACACAUUUCCUCCCUCUGUCAAGUCAUAUUUUCUUGCAAAUAUUGUAGUUUCUGUUUUUGUUUUAUAAAUACUUUGCAGAUCUGUGAGGUAGUUAUGAUCUGUCCCUUCUUAUCAGGCAUUCCUAAAAAGGUGCUGCUGGAGAACUUUUCCUCUAUAAAAUGCUUAUCUCUGCAGAGGGUAGCUCACUUACAUACUGGUAGCAUAGCACGGUAAUGAAGUUCCAUCCUGCUCUUACAGGAUUGAGUGUAUCAUCCAUGGGAAGUCCAUUGCCUUCAUCAUUAACAAGCUUGUGUGGUGAGCUGCUGUAACAGAUCAUUUGGGUCUGUACUUGUGAUUAGCUUGGGUAGAGGUUUUGACAACAGCAUGGUUCAUGAUAGCUGUAUUGUUUUACGUGUAGUUUCAUCUGAAUCAGCUCUUACUUGAAAAUGUAAAUUGCUCAGAAGAGUAAUUAUACUGUGCCAUUUUGCUAAGAUCACAUAAAGCACCUAAAUGUAGCCUAGUGCCCAUAGCUAUUUCCCAAGUGGGUUCUGGAUAGCGACAGGAUUUUUCCUUGCAUUCUGAAAGAAGGUAGCAGAAGACUGCUUGAUGGAUCAAACAGGCUAUCAAGCUCAAAAUAGAGGUGGCCGUGGUUUAAAUGAUUUUAUCCAAGUCCAUGCAUUUACACAGGUGUGAGGCAUGGAGUUUUGUUUGCAAAUACCAGUAGUAGUACAAUAUGUAAAGAAUUCUUAGUUUUCAUAUGUUGGAAUUGGAAUUAGAGAUUAUAAAAGCACUUGGUUAGAAACUAUAAAUACCUGAAGAAUACUUGAAAUGAGUGAGAUGGGGGUUUUGCCUAUUAAGUAACCACCUGCUAUUUUUUUUUUUUUUUUUUUUUUAUGGCAAUUUCAGAUGGAUUUGUCUCAGCUAGCCUUACAUUAGCAAGCUGACAGCAGCCUAUGCACAGCUUGGAUUCUGAAAUGAGCUAUAGAUAGUCCAGUGCCAUUUACACUGCUGGAAUGAAGUUAAAUUUGUAGUCUGUAGCAUGCUUUGCAUUGCAUGCUAGUGUUCUUGGGCCCAGUUACAUCUAAGACAAUACCUGAAAUUGCCUUGAAACUCUUCAGAUCUGUUAUAUAGUAGCUUCUCUCUAUUGCCCUUAGCUUGUACCACUAUCUUGUAAUAGUUACUAGAUUGGGGAUGUACCCCAUAUUUUUUUUUUUUUCCCUUGGUCUAGGAAAGAUAGUAAGUAAAGCCUGCGCUGUAUGUUAUAAAUGAUUGUAUACCUAGUGCCAGUCCUUAUUUAGUUAUUAUUCAUUCAUGAGUAUUACCCUUGUAAACAUUAAUGCCGUAAUGGUAUGUUUAUUGUCUACUUCUAAGCAUCUCUGCAUCACUUUUGUCGUGAAACAAGAUCAGAGCGCAUGUAUUGUUAGAGAAAAAAAAAAUCCAGACAAAAUAAUCUUGAAUUUUGUAAAUGUUAGUGUGAUAAUAGUAUAGUGGUAAAACAAUCUUAAAGAUGUGAAUUCUGAAUCAUUAUCUGGGGCAUAUCCUACUUGAUACUUUCCGUUUUAUAGCAUUAAAUAUUACCUUUGAUGUUAUCAUAAUUUUGAAAAUUUGACUUAGUGGCAUAAAUGCUGAGAUCUGUAAAUGGCUAAAAUCAUGUCAAUCAGUAGACACUUAGUUCAGAGAGAUGUAGUUUUCUCACCAGAGACUGGAGUGUGGAGAAUUAAAUAUAUGGAGAUAUCAUUAAGUGUUAGUGCCUAAAGAGACUCUGAAAUUUAAUUUUAUUUGCUAAUACAUAAACAGAACUUUUCAGCCUGUAGUUUACCUUUAUUUUUAUAUGUUGAGAAGUGUAAUUAAAAUUAUAUUGAAAACUAAAA